AAAAAGAAACGUGUUCGCAUGCUGUGUUCGUGUUUAUCAACAUUGUCCUCGUUGCUGUCAAACGGAUUCGCUUCUUGGACUAAACAGUUAUGCAGGAAACAAAAAUUCAAGAUAGAAAUUUAUUUAAAGAAAUACAAAUUCCAAUUAAUUGUGGUUACUUAGCAGCAAAAGAAUACGGACCACCGACUGGUGAAAAGUUGUUAGCCCUUCAUGGAUGGCAAGACAAUGCAGGAUCGUUUGAUACUUUGAUGCCUCUUCUUCUUCCGAAUUUACAUGUUGUUGUUCCAGAUCUUGCAGGUCAUGGAUUAUCCAGUCAUAAACCUUCAGGAUGCCCUUAUUUCUUUUUAGAAUAUAUAAAUCAUAUCAAACUUAUUGCUGAUUAUCUCAAAUGGAAAGAAUUCUCAAUUUUAGGACAUAGUAUGGGAAGUGGUUUAGCCAUUAUGUUUGGUAGCAUUUAUCCAGAAAUAGUGAAUAAAAUUAUUGGUAUUGAACUAUUAAAACCCUUAAGUUAUCCAUCUGAAAUUGUAACAACAAUACUUCGUAAUAGUAUGAAUCAGUAUGUGAAAUUAGAACAUAAACUGAAAUCUGAUCCUUCUGUUUAUUCAGAAGAAAAUGCAUUGCGUACUUUAAUAGGUAAGAAUGCAGAACUAACUGAGAAAAGUGCAAAAAUAUUAAUGAAACGGGGUGUUAAGCAACUUGAUGGUGGAAAAGUUAAGUUCUCUCAUGAUAUUAGAAUCAAAUCCAUUUGGGAUAGUGGACUUUCAACUAGUGAACUUGUAAAAACAGUUAUUUUGAAUAUAAAAUGUGAUCUGUUACUAAUCAAAGCUAAAGAUUCACCUGUUUACACUGAUGAAGAAAGUUUGAAUGAAUGUAUUGAAAUAUACAAAACGAAAUGUAACUCAUUUAAGUUGGUUGAAGUGGAAGGAAAUCAUUUCGUUCACUUAAAUAAUCCAGAACGAAUUGCACCAAUUAUAAAUUCAUUCCUUUUGAAUACAAAAUCAAAUAUCUAAUUUAUAUAUUUGAAUACUCAACAAUACAGAAAGAAUUUGAUAUUAGUAUUGAUUCGAUAUAUUUUUAUAAUAUCAAAAUGCUUUUGAUAAGAUAUGAAAAUGUCCACACAGUUAUAAAUAUAAAAGAUUAUACUAUAUAUACUAGAUUAUAUAAAGAUUUAGUACAGAUAUAUAUUAAGUAUUAAUUAAAGU
This is a messenger RNA of Centruroides sculpturatus (bark scorpion), 1202 nucleotides long. RefSeq names its product serine hydrolase-like protein. NCBI's taxonomy places the organism in Eukaryota, Metazoa, Arthropoda, Arachnida, Scorpiones, Buthidae. The coding region runs from base 90 to 1010 and encodes 306 amino acids. The transcript is spliced from 2 exons. The record is from RefSeq and is a predicted model, not a curated record.